CCGUUGCCCCCUUACGUCGCCGCACGGUGAGAGAACCAGUCGGUGGCUGGGAGCCGAUGAGGCAGGAGCCGUCGUAGGCCAUGGAGGCUGACGCAGGCGGGUCGGACGCCUUCGAUACCAUUGUCAUGGCGGAGACGAGGUAGGGCCGGAUGGUGUUCCCGGGUCUGCCUUGGGCGUCCUUCGGGGGGAGCUUUGCCCGCUUCCUUCGCCUCCGCAUCGGGCAGAGAGGCGCGGCGUCCCUGGGGCCUCCCGUUUCCUGGGCCCCGUUGGACUCGUUUGUGGCUCUGAGCCUGGCUUUAUAGGCCCCUCGGGGAGGAACCCGGUGCUGAGGCUGCUGCUUCUCUCUGGGAAAUUGCUUUCGCUUUCGGAGAUCAGGGCCCAAACUCGGCCCCAUAAAAAGAGCCCUUCUGGAUGAUGCCUUCGGUCCAUCUCGCCCAGCAUCCUGUUCUCACAGCGGCCAAGCAGCAUCCAAGCUCCCCUGCAGCGGUUUCCAGCAACUGGUCUUCGGAAGCAUUGCUGCCUCGCAGCUGCGUUCGUCGACAGCCCUCUCUCCUCCCAUCCAUUUGUCUAGUCCUCUUUUGAAGCCGUCCGCGUUGGGGGCCAUCGCUGCCUCCCGGGGGUGAGUUUCGUGGUUUGAGGAGGUGCUUUCUUUUGCCCCUCCUGAAACUUCCAACAUUCAGCUUCGUUGGCUGCCCACGAGGUCUAGUGUUAUAUGAGAGAGUUUAGAAUGUCAUAAACUUAUAUUAUGCCCCCCAUGGCUGCUGUCAUUUUAACACCUGUGUGUUAGAAAUGCAGUUUCUCAUCCUCCCAGAGAUGCAAUACGAGAGGAAAGUUUAACCUGCUAGAUUUCUGCCUGUUGUGUCACUGUUAAAAAAAUGAGAUUGCACAGAGAAUGAUGAGGUGGUGGUAGUUCUGUCUCUUUCUCUCUCUCUCUCUCUCUCUCUCUCUCUCUCACACACACACACACACACACACAGAGAGAGAGAGAGCGCACCAAGCUCAUUGGUAGCCUGGCCAGUUUUUACUUUUCCUCCAUUCUCUAGUCUGUAAAAUAGGAGUAAACGUGACCUGCCUUAGAAGGGCAGUUCUGUGUGAUUGUAUUGUUUCUUUUCACUUUAAUGUUGCAAUUGCUUCCCCUAGAACCCUUAAUGAGAAUAGUAGCUUUUACAAAGUAUGUUCAUAUUCACUAGCGUUAAGAGCACUAUGCUAGUCAGUCAAGUUUCACUGUAUGUCCAUAUAUCAAGAAAAUAGUAAUGCAUAUAUUCUGGCUCAUCGUCAUCGCUUUAUUUGUAUGCUGCCUUUCCAUAGUUAAAACCAUGCUCAAGGCUGCUUACAGCAUGAAACCAUUUAUGUGAAUGCAAACACAGCAAAAGCAAGUAAACGAUACAUAUAAAACACAUUAAAAAGUAUACAACCAGAUUGAAACAAUUUCCACAUAAAUCAUAAGAUCUAUAAGUAGAGAUACUCCCCAAACAAAUAACAGCAGCAGCAGCAAUGACCCCGCCCCUAAAUAAUACUCCAGCUCAAGAGUCUGUUCCGCAGCCUCAGCUUUUGCAGCUUUUUGCAGAGUCAGGGCCCUGCUCUGUCAGGCCAGAUGGGAAAAGACCUGGAAGGCUGGUCUUCCAGUACUCACAGGCUCAUAUCUGCCAUACCAGUUCAUCUGCCUUACAACUUAGAAAAUUUAAAUCUAUAAAACCAUUUAUAACCUUGGCAGCUUGAACACUUUUUGUGUGACCUGAAUCAGUUUGGGCUAAAAGUGAAACCCUGUCGCCUAAAGAGCAUCUAACAGCUUUAGAACGUAGCAUGGUAUAACUUCAGCCACCUCUCUGCCCAUGGACAAGUACUUUCAAAGUGUGGGAAAUUAGUAAAGUGCCUAUGUAUUACCAUAGACUCAACACCACCUAAAAUAAAUACUUGACUUAAACUAAGGGAAUUCAAUUGCAAUAUAAUUUGCUUGCUGGGGGAACUGCUUCAAAGAAGCUUAAGAUGACUUUCUGAAAGUAUGGCUUGCUGCUGGAUCCCCUUGAAGCUCCUUUUCCAGAAGUUCUGUCCUGCCCUUAGGUUUUAUGAAUACAACAAAAUAUGAGUUCUUGUUGUUGUUUAGUUGUGUCCAACUCUUCAUGACCCCAUGGACCAGAGCAUGCCAGACACUGCUGUCUUCCACUGCCUUCCGCAGUUUGGUCAAACUCACGUUUGUAGCUUCGAAAACACUCUCCAACCAUCUUGUCCUCUGUUGUCCCCUUCUCCUAGUGCCCUCAAUCUUUCCCAACAUCAGGGUCUUUUCCAGGUAGUCUUCUCUUCUCAUGAGGUGGCCAAAGUAUUGGAGCCUCAGCUUUAGGAUCUGUCCUUCCAGUGAGCGUUGCCGUGGCGAAGGGGCUUGAAUAACUCAGAGAAAGCUAUGAGCUACGCCGUGCAGGGCCACCCAAGAUGGACAAGUCAUAGUGGAGAGUUUUGACCAAACGUGAUCCACCUGGAGUAGGAACUGGCAAGCCACUCCAGUAUCCCUGCCAAGAAAACUCCAUGGACAAAGAAUAAGUUUUUACUUGGGGGGGGGGGACCGAUAUAACUAGAUGACUUUACUUAACUGUAUAACUGUUUGUAUAACUUUAUUUUCUUAUUUGCCUUAUUUGUAUGCCACCUAGUAAAAAGUAUGUAGCACUAAGAUGAUGUAGCAAAGUUUGGUCAUACUUGAAGAAAUCAACUGCACAUAGUUAAUCCCAUUGAAGCUGGUUGACACUCAGUGGGACUCCUUUUGAAGUUAACAUGCAUAGGAUUGGGCUGUUAGCCUCCAAGGUGCAAGCACUCUUUUGCUGCUUCAGCCUAACGGCUCUUUCAAAAUCUUUCUCUCAUUUCAGAUUUCAUGGUGAAGGCUAUCAGGAAGGAUAUGCUGAAGGAACACGUGUUGGACUCCUUGAAGGAAGGCAAUAUGGCAUACAACAAGGUGCAAAGAUUGGUUUAGAAGUAUGUGUUAAAAAAUAAAUUGAGCAUUUUGAUCAAAAAAAGCAACAUGACAAUCUAUGUUUCUUGGGGCCUAAAUGUAUAUUGAUCUAUAAAGUGAGCAUCACUGUUUCUGCUGCUCUGUUACUGGACAUAUCCAAGUUCUGUGCAAAAUUCAUAUUGUAAUAAUAAUCCUAGAUUCAAACAGGUUUUUUUAGGCUUCAUUCUUAAGUAUGUUUACAUGGAAGUAAGUCCCGUUAAAUACAUAUCUAAGAUUUUCUUAAAUGAAAAAGACAUAAUUGGCAUAACAAGGAAAAUUAAAUGAUCUCUUUCCAAAUUUGUAGAUUGGAUCAUAUCUUGGUUUUGCAAUGACAUGGCAGAAAUUGCUUCAUAAAGGCUCUGAUGAGAAAAACAGGUAGGUUUUUAAAAAUAAAGCCAGCGUAUCAUGCAUUGGUUCUCCUUGUUUCCUUCAGAUUAAAAAGAGAAAGAGAGCGAGAGAGAGAGCAGAUAAUAUCACAGUAGAAGGAGGAGAGAGAACGUAACACCAUAAGACCAUAACACCAACAGUAAAAUAAGUGGGGAGGUAGCAGCGCUGGUCACUAAGAGUGACCAGGAUUUAAGCAUCAAAUAUCUAUUAAUUUUAUUUCAUGAAAUUUAUACACUGCUUGGUUGUGUAAAAAAACACACCCUCAAAACAUUUUACAAAAAGAUAGAACCAUAAAGUGAGGGAAAAAUUACAAUAUAUUAAAACAUACAAGAAGUUAAAAUACUAAAACGGUUUAAAAUUCACAUCAGCUUUUCUAAGCAUCUGGGUAGGCUUGAGUAAACAAGAACAUUUUUAGCUGGCGCCAAAAAUAAUAUAGUUCCAAAGUGUAGAUGCUGCCACACUAAGUGAUUGGGUUCUGACAAAUGUGGAGCGAGUAUUAUGUGCGCCUGUAAUAUUAUAUCAUACCAAUAACUCUUAGCACAGUAUUGUACAUUGUGCCAUUUUAGUUGUGUUCAGCAACAUUACAUCUAUAUCAGGAUUCAGAAAACAUGAUUCUGAACGCUUGGCUUUGCAAAUUUAGCAGUGCUCAAGCAUGGUAUUUGGUUGACUUUCACUGGGCAGUACAGAUGCUUUUACCUUCUGAAACAAAGGGAUGUAAGUUAAACCAUGUGCUCUGCUCUUUCUACCACCUCUUUAUAACAUGCUUUCAUGCUGGUCUGGCUGGAUUACCUCUGUAUUUUUAGGUGUUUUGGCAAUGACCACCACUAAAUAUCAUGUGGAUGCAGUUUCCAUUCCUCCUUCAGAUACAGAGGUGACUGUUAACUGGCAGGAAUCCACUGCUAGACAUUGAGAGAUGAGGUCAUGUGUAGGAUAUCAGGGGUUUUUAUAUAUAUAGACAGCAUUUCUGGGCUCAAUGCCUGGCAAAUGGAUGCCUCUCUGACCCAGCAAGUGCCAGAUUGCUAAAUAGGGGUGUUUAUUUAUAAGUUUUGAUUGCAUUGCUAGUUCGUACUCUGAAAAACAACUGAAAUGUAGUAUUUUUUGUCCAAUGCACGGCAUACACGAUGUAAGCUGUGGCCCUAACCCGUGUCAUUUGUUCUGCUGCAUUUAAGCAUCUGUUGCUGAAUUGCCUUCACUAGGCAUGUUGAAAACCUGUGUUUACAUGAAUUCCUUAAGAUGUAUAUGAAAAAAUUUUCUGAGCUAGUGUUGUUCCGCAUACAGGUAGAAGAUACGGGUGUGGAACACCUUUGUUCAAAUUCCAUUUGUUCAAACAUCUUUUUUAGUUACUGACUGUUCCCUUCUAUGGAACAGGAAAUAAUUUAGGGUUGUCAUUUGAUUUAAGGAAUCAGUUAGUUGAUUAAGCUUCUCUUGGGGGGCCCAUGGGCCCAUAUGCAAACUGGAGAAAAUGAACUCUCUUACCUAUUCUGUUGGCUACAGUAGAAUGCUUACUUCAAACCUAUUUUCAGUGGAGAGGAGACCCUAUGCGCUCAUGGGCACCAUGUUGUGAGCACAAAGCAGGAAGGCUUUUUCUGACCAAGAUCCUGUGCAAAAAAGACAAAAUGGAAAUGCAGACAUAUUUGCAAAGCAUUUCACUGGAGGUGAGGAAAGGUACUCUCUUCACACAUUCAAUUUGAAUGUCCAAAGUGUGCUACUAUCUGUAUAUGUUUUGAAGAUAUUUCAGAAGAACAGGUUUUCAAAUGGAUUUCUACAUAUAAUUCUAGGGUAGCAUGGUUCAUCUCAUGCUGGUCUAAUAAGGGGGGCAAAAAUAAAUUCUGUGGAUUGGUUAAAUGGCAAGGCUCCUCUGUUGCAAUCCCUUAGAAAGAGGCAAUGCUGGUCUGGGUAUCACAGUCUGACUUGCGUGAUUUGCCUUUACAGGUAUUAUUGAUGCCAAGGCGUAAAGGGCCAUUGUCAAAGUGGGUCCCACAUCUCAGUGGUAGAUAUUUGUGAACAUAGCUUUGAUUUUUGUGAGUUGUCCCUGGUAUGAUGCUGAAACGAACAACAGUAGCAAAAUACAUUUGAAGGGAUUGUGUGACCAAAGUCUGUAUUUCAAUACAUCAAAUUAUUAAAUACUGUUUGUAAAAUAAAAUGGUCUUAUUUUUUCAGUAAAAAGAUAAAAGCUCUAGAGUCAUUAAUAGAGAUGAUUCGGACAUUUCCUUGUGAGGAUCCAGCCUAUGAAAAACUUCAGGAAGACCUGGAGAAAAUCAGAGGACGGUUUAAACAGGUUGGAAACUGAUUUUAGUGUUGGAAUAAAAGGAGUAUUCAUUUCAGCUGUAUUCAAAUUGUAUGCUAUUCCCAUGGAACAAUAAUGUAAUCAUCAUAGCUGAUAUCCAGUGUUGCAUGAGCAGACCCGCCCCCCCGAUUCCCCCCCCCCCCAUACCUUCCCAUGUCUCCCAAAAUCUGCUUUGGAGAAUAUGGAACAGAUUUUGGAGGUGUGCAGGGUGCUGUAGCUCAGAGGGAAAGAUGGGAAAGUCCCACUGCAUGUGCAAAAAGCCAUUCCUGAGGUGUAUGGACACAGUAAGAUUAGUGCUUUUUGUCAGGGGCACUCAAGGGGCACGCAGUACCGACACCUCUUUUGUUGCUGUUAAAAAUGUGGCCCUUACUGUAACAACACGGCACCUAUGUUUCUAGAAAAAAAAGCACUGAGUAAGAUGUCACCCAAUGUAACUUAACUAACGGGUAACAUCCAACUAAAUCAUACUAAGUAAGCUUAGGCUCAUUGGCUUUAAUGGAUCUGUUCUGAGUGUGACUGACAUUGUAGAUCACUUGAGGAUAAUGCACAGUAUAACUAUAAAAACCAUUGUUUACAAUUUCUGUUUUUCAUUUUAGGUUUGUUCAUUGCUGCAUAUUCCUUCCAGUGUUAGACUUGGUGCUGAAGGAUCUGCACUUACAUUCUGAAAAGGACCACAAAUGGAGAAAAGAACUCCCAUCAGGCUACUAAAGAGGUGGUGAAAUCUUGAGUGGAGAGAAUGAGGCUAGAAAUUAAUAUUGGAAAUUGGACUACAACACAGUGGCUUGUUAAUAUACUGGUGUCAUUUGUAUUGAGUAGGUAACUUUGAAAUGACUUCAGAUACUGUGAUCUGGGUCUUGUAAACACUUUCAAAAUUUCAUUUGUAAACCUGACAUUCUCCUGGCAAUGUGUGUAAAGAUAUAUUGCACUAUAUUAGUGCAAGAAAUGCAGCAACCUAAUCUGUAAAACAGAUGUUAUCCGUAUAUGUAGUUGUGCCCCCCUCCUGGCAUGCUGUGCAGUCUAAGCUGAUAUUACUAUAGUGAUAUAGUUCACAGAUGAAAGCAUACUUUUUAAUAGAUAUCUGACCUGCUGGCCCUCAAAGAAUGUUUCAUUCCAAAACACCACUUUUCCUUUGAAAUAUCUCACACACUGAGAUAAGAAAUAUCUUCAGCACUGAGAUGUGGAAAUGACUUAGCCUGGCUUUAAUACAUUUUCUAGAAAAUGCAAUUAGUCUCUCAUCAAAAUAAGGAAACAGAAGUGGGAGCCUUUGCAGAACAUUUCAAGUGCCUUUGUGGGCCAACACACACACACACACACACACACACACACACACACACACACACCUACACCCCUGCCCCGGCUGUGGUUCUUUAAGCUUUUUAAAGGAUCUAUUUGGGAAGGGAACAAAUUGGCCCAGUGUACCCCUUUUCCUCCUACCUGUGCCCUUAACUGGUUGCAGUUAAGGGUAAGUAAAGUAAGUACCAGUUUAACUCUCAGCUCUGGGUAGGAAAAUCUACCCAGCUCUGUUCUUUGUUGCCGCGUUACUUGACAACAUGAGACCAGCAUACAUGCUCAGUUAAAGGAAGUUGAAUGGUUUGCUUUCAAAAGCCAGUGUUUCCUUGCAGUUUUUGGGAUUCCCACUGACAGUGUUGACUCUUUCUGCCCUACCCAUUUUUAAUCUCAGCAUCUCUGCACUUGGAAUAUUCACUUUUUAAAUGGAGGGGGUAAUAUUCCUGGUGCCUAUGAACAUGAUUAUGUAAUAACUAAGUUUAGGUGUGAUUCCCCCCAACACAACAACAACAAAACCCAUGCAUGUUCGCUGGGGACAGGGCAAAGAAGAAGCUGACCCAUAGCUCUGGUUUCCCCCUAUUAUCUUGCUCUAUAUACAUGUGCUGCAUCCAUGCAAGGAGAAAGGUAUCCUUUCUGUCUAAGCUACCAAAUAGAUCUCCGUAAGCAAGCCGCUAGUUUAGGGCCACCUAGUGGGAAAAGUAAAUAUAUCAUCUAGGAAAUAAAGAUGUAAAACUGUUUUUGUGUUUCACUGGAAAUUCCAAAGGCGGUUGAUAAUUUUUCAAGAGAUCCUUUUUUCAUAUACAGUGGUACCUCAGGUUACAUACGCUUCAGGUUACAGACUCCGCUAACCCAGAAAUAGUGCUUCAGGUUAAGAACUUUACUUCAGGAUGAGAACAGAAAUUGUGCUCCGGCAGUGCGGCGGCAGCAGGAGGCCCCAUUAGCUAAAGUGGUGCUUCAGGUUAAGAACAGUUUCAGGUUAAGUACGGACCUCCGGAACGAAUUAAGUACUUAACCCGAGGUACCACUGUAUAGGCAUGUAAUCCUCAAAACCUAACCUCCAAAAUGAAUGGAACGUUGUAUGCUUAAACUGCUUUGGGAAAAUAAAAUACGGAAACCAGCCCCCCCCCCCCCCGAAGACCCAUUUUUAUGUUACGCAGCUUUCCAUGUUUUUACAGCUUCAUUGUAUCGUGCAGUACAGUGAUUUCCAGCUUUGCCCUUUCAUUUCAAUGAGAUUUCAGGAUUUUUUCCAUUGCAAACAAGCAAAUAUUCUUCUCCCUGACAUUUGUUCUGAUGCAGGAUAAUCUUCAUUCAUGUCCUCUAAGUUCCAUGGUGGAUUGUUUAGUUGUAACCAUUUACUCAUGUUUUGUUCAUAACUACACCUCUUAAUAUUGUUUGUAAUGCUGAUCGUGGAACUCAAAUGUACUGCAUGAGAUGGUCACAUCCACAGCCUGUUUUGUAUUGUGUCCCCCGUCUGGUGUUAGAUGUCAUUUUGGAAUAUCCUUUUCUUUGUAUUAAAACCUUUUUCUUCAUAUUUUCUCUUGUGGCAGUCCAGUUCACUAUCUAAACUGCAGACUCAUGAGAAUUUAUUAACCCACUUAAUUUAGUCAGAUUUUUGUGAGGGGACACAAAUUAGCUAAAAUAAACUAAUGUGGGAGCACAAUCAAGGGGGGGGGAGGAGUCUCUAGCAAGGGGACCGGAAGUAAUUUAGCUAUAUGCCCCAUUAAGUAAAAUUGAGAAAAACAGUAUACAUGAGCCUCCUUCAAAAGUUACAAUAGGCUAAUGCAGCCAGGUUGUGGGCUGGUAGCAUGUUUUCUUUCUCCCACCCCAUCACCAGUCUUCUAAUUUCCCAAUUCAUAGAGGCUCCCCCAUCACUACCUGUUUUAAAAUCCUGGUUUUUCUAGGGUUCUAAACCACAUGGGAAUCCUCCACAGGUACAAAAGGUUCCCCGCUACAGAGGCUUGCCAGCUCUGAGUAGGAAAGCAAUGAAAAUGGCAAUGGGGG
Molecule: messenger RNA, 8939 nt
Organism: Podarcis lilfordi (Lilford's wall lizard)
Lineage: Eukaryota; Metazoa; Chordata; Lepidosauria; Squamata; Lacertidae
Source: the annotation of a GenBank genome assembly